Messenger RNA from Monascus purpureus, 2096 nucleotides. Lineage: Eukaryota; Fungi; Ascomycota; Eurotiomycetes; Eurotiales; Aspergillaceae. The record is from the annotation of a GenBank genome assembly.
CGCGCAUCCGAGCGGGUUAUUACCCUUAAAUUAAAACAUUCUCCUGUUGAACCAUACGAAGACUGCUUCUUCGUUGCCCUCAGAGUUCCCCUUUUCCUAGAAUGUGCUCCUCGUUGAGCGUGUUCAUCGUCUCGCAGCUCUCCGUGUCCUGUCACAUCCGCCCAUGCUAAAACAGACGUUGAACUCCGACGCCGUCAAUCUCGGACCAGCCACAAGUCAUGGCGGAUUCUCUCUAUCAGUCGCGACAGGAUGGAUAUGUUUGAUUUGGUACAUUGCUGUGGUGGCCGUUUGCGGCCUGGGGUAUUACCAGAUAUGGGAGUAUUAUUUCAUACAAAAACGUCGGAAAUCCUAUUCCUCGAGCAAUUCCCAGCAAGCCCCCCGUGUCACCGCCAUAAGGCCUGUCAAGGGACUUGAGCCGCACCUGUACGAUUGUCUGGCGUCGACUUUUCGUCAGGAUUAUCCGCGGGACAAGUUGACAAUCUACCUUUGCGUAUCUACGAAGGACGAUCCCGCGUUUCCAAUACUGCAGAAAGUGGUUUCCGAUUUCCCCCAUGUGGAUGCGCGAGUCUACGUCGAGGAGGAGGAUCCGUUGCUGCAGAAGAAUGAGAAUGGUGUGACAGAUUAUCCCAUGGGACCGAACCCCAAGAUCAGGAACAUGAGUCGCGCAUACCGGGAGGCAAAGGGGGAUAUCGUCUGGAUCAUUGAUUGCAAUGUCUGGGUCGGCAAGGGGGUGUGCGGACGGAUGGUGGACAGAUUGUGCGGUUUUGGUUCAGGAAGCAGCAGGAGGUAUAAAUUCGUGCAUCAUCUCCCCAUCGUGGUGGACGUGGAUGGAGAGUUCUGGUCGAAACAGGAGAAGCAGGCUCUUCUGGAUAUGUACACCAGCGGUGCAAUUGACCGGCUACGGAAUGAUCCCUCGGUGGUUCCCAGACAACAGGGUGAAAAAGACGUUGGCAUCCUAGCGACUGGUGGAGGUCGCCUCGAGGAGCUAUUUCUCUCCUCGGCCCACGCCAAGAUGUACACUGCUAUCAACACGGUGUUGAUCGCACCGUGCAUCGUGGGUAAAUCGAACAUGUUCCGUCGUUCCCAUCUGGACUCCUUGACUAUCCCGUCUCCCUCAGACCCUCGAGCCCGUAAUCCCGGGAUUGAUUACUUCUCCGACAACAUCUGCGAGGACCAUCUCAUAGGUGAUCUAUUAUGGCGAAAGCGAACAGCAGAAGAGAAAGAGUCGGGCAAGGAUCUGGGCAAACAUGCCAUGGUCUUCGGAGACCUGGCCAUCCAACCCACCGCAAACAUGAGUGUUCAGUCGUAUAUCGCACGGCGGAUUCGAUGGUUACGCGUGCGGAAGUUCACCGUUCUCCUCGCCACGCUCGUGGAACCAGGCACAGAGUCGAUUGUGUGUUCUCUCUACGGCGCCUGGGCUCUUAUAACGGCUCUUGCUGACCUUUUUCGACGGUAUGGUUUCUCAUUUGCCGAGUCGUUGACGACAUGGAAAGCCUUCUUUUGGUUCUUCUCCCUCAGCAUCUUCGUCUGGAUCCUAGUCGACUGGACCCUGUACAUCAUGCUUCAUUCAGCCAGAUCCAUUGAGGUCGACGAGGACACGCCCGUAUUCGCCCGACCUAUCCGGCAAGGCCGGAUAACGAGACGUCCUUUCCUGCAUUGGUUCGCUGCUUGGUUAGGACGCGAGAUACUGGCUCUUCCUAUUUGGGUCUGCGCCGUCUACGGGGGCGUCACUGUUGCGUGGCGAGAUCGACGGUUUAAGGUCGGGUUUGAUGCCAAAGUUCGGGAGAUUGAAUCUGGACGUCCGUUCACGGAUGGAUCGAAGUUGUCGGUCCCUGUAGAGGCCUCUCAGAAUGGUCGUGUUGGUCUGGUAAUAGAUGGUCGGAGUCGGAGUCCACGAACUACUGAGUAUAAAGCCAGACAGGAUUGAAUAUUAUCCCUACUCUGUGCACCAGCGGCAUGCUUCAUGAUAUAGCUGCAUAUAUACCACAAUAUACCCUAUCAAGCAAGAAUAAUAUGCUAGUCUUAGGACUAAUGGAUCAGAGGCUCCAGGUUGUUUGUGAUAACAAUUAGCUGCAAAAGCACUGGCUAGGGUUAUU